AUGCUAGCCGGUGGCCACCCACACGAUCGUUGGGUUAUUCUCGCCGGUCUCAGCAAGUCCAAGAAGCGUGAGCGGACUCCAAAGCGUGCGUCCCCGAUGUCCCUGUUGAUGCUGACGAAGGUCAUUACAUUCUUGGAGUCGAAUUCGAUGUUCAACGAAACCAUGCGGCUGUGGUUUUCUGCGGUUUGUUCUCUCAGCUUCUAUGGUAUGUGCCGUAUCAACGAAGUCUUGCUCAUGAAGAAGGGCGACAUUCAGCUUGGUCUCAAACGAAAAUCGCGCGUUAAUGACAGCGACAUCGAGUUUGGCUGUUUCACUAUUCGUGACCGGAAGACAGAUCAUGAUCCCCUCACAAGUCGAACCUACUCACUCCAUCAUCUCACGAAGGAAGAGCGGGCAGCUGAAGCAUUGACUUUUCUUGGAUAG
Phytophthora infestans T30-4 is the source of this 423-nucleotide messenger RNA. RefSeq lists its product as uncharacterized. The transcript has 2 exons. The record is from RefSeq and is a predicted model, not a curated record. Lineage: Eukaryota; Oomycota; Peronosporomycetes; Peronosporales; Peronosporaceae. Bases 1 to 423 code for a protein of 140 amino acids.